AAAGAAAGGUAAAGGUCGGAUGAAUUUAGGCCAACAUCAAUCGUAUUUUCUAUAAAAGAUUUAAAAUAGCUUGGUUCCGGUUGAAAAGGCCUAGCGGGAUAUUGCAGCGCACGACUACACAUUUGUAAUAAUUAAGCAGUCUGGAUUACAGAUGGUAAUGACCAAGGCCGUGUCGCCCAGAUUGUUCUUAAUAAGUUUAUUAAUAUUAGUUACUAUUCUACAUGAUGUUUCGUCAAUAAGGAGAAAAAUACUGAGGGAGAAAUCCAUGCGAAAGGCCGGACGAAAGACCCAGCGGCAAAACAAGAAAUCUGACGGUCUUACGAAUGAUAUAUUUCGGGAUCAGCGACGAUAUGUUAAACAAGAUGCGGAGAUCGUUCUUCAGAAAUUGAAGGCUUCGUGUAAAGCAGAGUGUUAUACCUUAUUUGAUGAAAACAAAAUUGAAGAACGAAUUGGUAGUCUUAAAGGGAAAGAGAAAAAACAGGCAAAGGAUGCAGACUGUCCGUAUUUGAUUCCAACUGAUGACAUGCUUGAUAAGUUAAAUAAGAUAAGGCCUCAACUUGAAAAAGAAUAUGGGACGUUCAACGAUUUUAGUGUUUUAGUCGCCAGAGUUCACCAUGAUAAAGCUGCUCGAAUAAAUGAAUACUUCUACAAGGUAAAGACAUCAAAAGGAAGGUCGGGAUUUGUUCACAUCAAUGUUGUCAUAGCAACUGGAAAAAAUGACGGGGAAAUGGAUUUUUUGAUGGAAAAGAAAAAGGAUAAGGAUGACUGUUUGACGGUUAUCAAAAAUCCGUUCGUGAAAGAGACAUCAGAAUAGAGGAAUUCUUCCAAAUAUAAUUUACACCGAAAUAAUCACUAGUGACAAGAUGGCACGUGAUCCAUAAUUUGAAUGAUUGUCCAACGAUUAUACAAGUUGUUACACACAAGAAAUGCGACCCUUUGAUCCCGGAAUAACUUUUCAAUUAUGAUGGAAUUUUACACUCUCGAAGCUGAAUACGCCAAAUAACGUUUGUUUUAACACUUAUUGGUAACAGAUAAUUAACACGUUUUAGUGUUCAUGAGUAUUAAAUAUUAAUUAACACAUUUUUAUGUUAACCAAAUCGUUUAUCGAUAUCGAC
This is a messenger RNA of Owenia fusiformis, 1115 nucleotides long. NCBI's taxonomy places the organism in Eukaryota, Metazoa, Annelida, Polychaeta, Sabellida, Oweniidae. The record is from the annotation of a GenBank genome assembly.